Messenger RNA from Xenopus laevis (African clawed frog), 2243 nucleotides. RefSeq names its product tumor necrosis factor receptor superfamily member 6 (gene fas.L). Bases 113 to 1057 code for a protein of 314 amino acids. The transcript has 11 exons. Gene Ontology annotation, biological process: apoptotic process; signal transduction; regulation of stress-activated MAPK cascade. Gene Ontology annotation, cellular component: CD95 death-inducing signaling complex; membrane raft; plasma membrane. Gene Ontology annotation, molecular function: transmembrane signaling receptor activity; tumor necrosis factor receptor activity. NCBI's taxonomy places the organism in Eukaryota, Metazoa, Chordata, Amphibia, Anura, Pipidae. The record is from RefSeq and is a predicted model, not a curated record.
CGUUCCGCCAGUUGUUUGUUUAGCUUGUGACAUAAGGAGCUGAGUCAGUUACUUUCAGUUUAUUUGGCAGAAGCAGAGACACGUCCUUCUGAGUCUAUUUGCCGUCGACAAUAUGUUAUUGCCCUGGAUCUGCCUGUUUAUCACACUGGCAGUGGAAAGGAAUUCUGCAUCUGCAAUACAUAAUAUAGAAGAUUCCUCAAACACAUUCAUUGCUAAACCAUCAUUGUCACUGCACAAGGUUUUUAAAAGACAAUCAAAAUGUCUAGAUUGGCAAUAUCCUGGUAAUCAAUUCUGCUGUGGGAAAUGUCCAGCUGGGACCCGUGUAGAGAAUGACUGUCAGAAAGAACACGAGAACUCCACCUGUAUACCUUGCACUGAAGGGAAGGAUUAUAUGGACCAACUCAAUGGUUACAAUCAGUGCCUCCGCUGCAAACCAUGUGACCAGGAACAAGAAGUUGAUUCCCCUUGCACAGUCUUUCACGAUACGGUGUGUAAAUGCAAAGCCAAUUAUUUCUGCAGUUCAAAUACCAGCCAAGACCCCAGGAUCUGCGAUCACUGUCUGCCCUGUACCCAGUGUGGAAACGGCAUUGCAGAAAAAUGCACAGCGACAAAAGACACGGUGUGCAAAGGUAGCCGGAGCCACUGGGCGGCAUUAGGAGCACUGAUACCACUGGUUGUGUGUGCAGUUGUGUGUGUAAGAUGCAGACAAAAGACAAGGAUCAUAGUUCCGCCACGAGCUCCCCAAGCUGAGCCUUAUCCUUCAUACCUUAAAGAUAUUGAUUUGGAACCUCAUCUACAAGACCUGGCUGGUAAAAUGCUGUACGAGCAGAUGGUACAAUGUGUAAGAAAAAUGGAUCUAACGGAACCUGUCAUAGAUGACAUUAAAAACAGCCAUGGAAAAGGCUUUGAAGGAAAGUACCAGUUGCUGAGAAGCUGGUAUACGUAUCACGGCCAGACGGGGGCAUUUCAGCAACUCAUUGAAACUCUCCAAGAGCGCGGCUUCAAUAGACCUGCACAGAAUAUCAUUGAUUUUUUAAAAAGUAAAGUGCAGCCCUAAGAAGAGAUUGCACAGGAGAAAGGUGCAGAUAUUUGUUGCUAAAAAAAAUGUGGUUUGACUGUGGGCAUCUUGAAUAGACUCUAUUUCUUCAUGAAUAUUAGUGGUGCAAAUCAUCAUCAUGUUAUAUGUAUAGAAAUGCAAAUUGGAGGAAGAAGAUGAUGCAGCCCAUGCAAGCUGGGUGUUCUUCAUGGGAAUAUUAGGAGCAUUUUCAUUAUUCAUGGUUCUUAGGAAAAAGUGGAAGGGAGAACAGCAUUUAACUCUACUGGAGUAUUAGUAUCAUUAGAUGGUGCUAGACCAACUUGUAGCCAAUACGAUCAUUGGAAUGUUCAUGGUACCAGGCCAACCUAUAGCCAAUAAGAUUAUUGGAAUGUCCAUGGUGCUCUACCAACCUGUAGCCUAUAAGAUCAUUGGAAUGUUCAUAGUACCAGGCCUACCUGUAGGCAAUAAGAUCAAUGGAAUGUUCUUUUCACAGGCCAACCUGUAGCCAUUAAGAUCAUUGGUAUGGCAUAGGUGUUAGACCAACCUGUAGCCAAUAAGAUCAUUGGAAUGGUUAAGGUACCAGUCCAAUUUGUAGCCAAUAAGAUCAUGUAAUGCUCAUGGUACCAAGCCAACCUGUAGCCAAUAAGAUCAUGGAAUGUUCAUGGUACCAGGCCAACCUGUAGCCAAUAAGAUCAUUGGAAUAGUUAAGGUACCAGUCCAAUUUGUAGCCAAUAAGAUCAUUGGAAUAGUUAAGGUACCAGUCCAAUUUGUAGCCAAUAAGAUCAUGGAACGUUCAUGGUACCAGGCCAACCUUUAGCCAAUAAGAUCAUGGAAUGUUCAUGGUACCAGGCCAACCUUUAGCCAAUAAGAUCAUGGAAUGUUCAUGGUACCAGGCCAACCUGUAGCCAAUAAGAUCAUUGGGAUGGUUAAAUUACCAGGCCAACCUGUAGCCAAGAAAAGCAAGGCUCUAAAAAUACAUUUCUGUCACAUAGGAAUUAUCUUGUUUUACUCAGGAAAAAGGCCAUAUAAUACCUGUGGUGGUUUUUAGAAAUCAGUCGCUGGGGAUUUCAUGGACUGCACAAUUUCAGAAAAACUUGAACUCCAAUCUCUGAGCCUUUGAAACAAUUUUUUUUUUAUUCAUGUCAAACAGAGAUGCCAUGAAAUGAUAUAUAUUGUACCUUACAGAAAUAAAUAGACUGAUUUUCCA